This is a messenger RNA of Cryptococcus amylolentus CBS 6039, 830 nucleotides long. RefSeq lists its product as hypothetical. Lineage: Eukaryota; Fungi; Basidiomycota; Tremellomycetes; Tremellales; Cryptococcaceae. The record is from RefSeq and is a predicted model, not a curated record. The transcript is spliced from 2 exons. The coding region runs from base 37 to 786 and encodes 249 amino acids.
CCACACUUCGCAACCAUACAAACCAAUACCCCAACAAUGUCUGCAUCCGACGUCACCCACGAUCCCGACUUUAAAAAAGCAGGCGAGAGCUACUUUCACAACGACAAGCGGUACAUCUGGUGCACCGUCUGCCACUGCGGUAUCGCCUGUGGUAACAGUCUUUCGGAUUUCCAUUAUCGCCAACACGUGAAUGUCUUUAAGAGUGGAUGUCGGGAUAAUGAGAAGCGGAAAGCGGCUUGGAAGAGAAAGAGACCGAGGCAGCUUGGGGAGGAGACGCGUAGGCCGGGUAAAGACGCGCAGCAGAGAGUGUUUAGGUCUUGGUUUAAUGUCCCGAAGCCUGGAUGUGCUGAAAAGGGUGCGGAGGUAUCGAACGAGGCCGCUUCUGCGUCUCAAAAUCCCCCCACCGCCCUCCCACUAUCUUUCACCUCUGCUUCGGGCGCCCCUGCUGCUCCAAGUGUCGAGGAGGGCAGGCCGACGGUCAUCCCACAAGUUGGCGAGAAGAGACGGCGAGAUGACGUAGAGAUUGCUGAGAUUGGAGUGGAUAAUGGCGGAGAGGAAGAUGUAGGAGGUGACAGAGUCGGCAACACUCGUAAAGCCAGCAAACAUUCGCCAGUACCCCCUGAUCUAGAUCGAGCCCCUCAGCCAUCUUCGUCCCCUUCAUUGACAAACAACACUCCUCCUGUGAGCGAGCAUGAGCAGAGACACCGGAAAGAGUCAGAACGAGGUGCGGACGUUGAUCCCCUCCACCUUCUUUCAGAACCGGUGCAGGCUGUGAAGGCUCUCUAGAACGCUUUGAAGGGCAGGUCAUAUUCUGUACAUAUCUAUACCAC